UUGUUGGACUCUCACGCCGGGAAUCCGACGUGCUCUGGGCCCGCCCCACUCCCCUUCUCGGAAGCCGCCUCCGCCGUCCUCCAGAUCGCUGGUUCUUCCUGCGUUGAGUUACUUGGUGCGGCAUCUCCCGAUCGAGGGUUCUUCCUGCGUCGAGUUACUUGGUGCCGUUUCUGAAGCUUGAUUUUAGAUUCAUUUUCAUAUGGAGGAUUCGGCAUCUCCGCCGGAUCUUGCUGCCGACGCGUCGCCGCAAGGGGGCCGAGAUCAGAGGUCAUCUGACCAUAAUGCAAACAUCAGAGAAGAGAUUUCCUCAGCUCCUAACUCUCGGCGGCCAAACCUUACCUCCUUGCAAAUACCCGAAAGAACCUUGGAAAAUUCAUUGCCAUCUGCAAGGUCAUAUACUUUGUGCAGUCCUGGCUCAGUAAGAGCAGGCUUACCACCAAGGCCUAGUUCAACAAGGACAAAAUCAUCCAUCAGAAGUUUCUUUCCACAACGGAGUCUAAAGACAAGAAGCUCAGCUCCAGAGGGUGACAGAACUGUUCUUCUAAUUCCUGGAACACCGUCCUCAGAAGGAAAACAAGACAAACCAUCAACGUCAAGGCAGUUUUCUUUUACCAAGGUCUUUUCCUCUUUUUCAACCAAAGGAGCACACUCUUUGCCUGUGACACCAGUGGCGAUUUCAGAUUCAUCUUCCACACAGGAAAGGCAUGUGGUUGAUCUAUCUAAUCUGGAAGAAAAAAAUUUGCAGACACAAAUCAGACGCUCAUUUUCAGUGCCUGGGAAUGCCAAGAACAGAAGUUUACAGAGAACGGAUUCAACAGGAUUUGUCCGAGUUAUUGUAGCAACCCCUCGUCCAGUUGUUGUCAACAACACCUUCGAAAGUGAUGCUAUAGAGACUGUUAAUGUAUCUGAAGAUGAAGGUGAAGAUAUUCCAGAGGAAGAGGCAGUGUGCCGGAUAUGUUUUGUUGAACUCACAGAAGGAGAAACACUUAAAAUGGAGUGUAGCUGCAAAGGAGAACUUGCACUUGCACACCAAGAAUGUGCUGUAAAAUGGUUUAGUAUUAAGGGUAAUAAGACAUGUGAUGUGUGCAAGCAAGAAGUGAAAAACUUACCUGUAACAUUGUUGAGACUACAGAAUCCACAGACAGUUAAUAGGCACCCAUCAAAUGCAAUUCGGAGACAAGAAGUUACUUCGUACAGGGUAUGGCAGGAUCUCCCUGUGCUUGUCAUGGUCAGCAUGCUUGCCUAUUUCUGCUUCUUGGAGCAACUUUUAGUUACUGAAAUGGCUUCGCGUGCUCUUGCUGUAUCUUUGCCUUUUUCUUGUGUUCUGGGUCUCCUCUCUUCCAUGAUAGCUUCAAUAAUGGUUACCAAGAGCUACAUUUGGGCUUAUGCAUCUUUCCAAUUUGCAAUCGUAAUCCUCUUUGCUCAUAUCUUCUAUAAUGUGCUAAGAGUAAGCCCUGUUAUUUCAGUCUUACUUUCCUCAUUCACUGGGUUUGGGAUUGCAAUCAGUAUGAAAUCUUUGAUUGUUGAGUUUCUAAGAUGGAGGCAUAGGCGACAUGUACACUUGGCACAACAACAAAAUGAUAGCAGGCAGCAGCAAGAAUCUAGAAACCUUUCUGAAGCUGAAAAUGAUAGGCAGCAAGAAUCAGAGAGCCAAAUCCAGAAUCCUAACCCUUUGUAGCAUGGAUGAAAUUGUUUGUCAAGUUUUUGAGUGAGGGCGAUGGUCCAAGAACAACUGUCUUCCACUGAUACUACUCUGAUAAGAUGAGUAGACUAAGCAAGGAGGAGCUAUGGGUCUAAGUACUGGUUUUGUUUCUUCCCCCCUUACGUCUCCAGUAUGGAUGAAAAUAUUGCUUCACCAACUUGGUUAAAGAUGCAUGUAAUAGUAGUUAUAUGGAGUAGAUGCUCAUUUGUUUACUCAUAUGGAGAUGAAACAUGGGAUUGCUGUGUGGAAUAUGAUAGAUUGCAAAUAGCACAUACUUCUUGUAGGGAAUAUUGUUCUCUAUUGUAUUGGGUUAAUGGCUCGAACUGGUCAAGCCAAUUGUCCUGGUCAUGUUCCAGCUUUCCUACAUCCACCUUCACCAACUAUACUGAAAAGUCAGGCUGCAAACAGGAAUCAGAUGAGGCCAGUCAGCAGCAGAAAUGAUAGAUAUGAGGCUGGACCCGAUCAGGAAAACGUCAUGGAUCUGAGCAGGAAGCUGCCUCCGGCCAGUCCAGCAAAUGAUCAUCUCAAACAUCAAAAUCAUUGAGGUUGCAAUGUUGAAGAUUUUUGUAGUCUAUCUGAUUAUUUCCCCUUUUUUUCUUC
This is a messenger RNA of Musa acuminata AAA Group (dessert banana), 2302 nucleotides long. RefSeq lists its product as uncharacterized. The transcript has 9 exons. Gene Ontology annotation, molecular function: zinc ion binding. NCBI's taxonomy places the organism in Eukaryota, Viridiplantae, Streptophyta, Magnoliopsida, Zingiberales, Musaceae. Bases 200 to 1678 code for a protein of 492 amino acids. The record is from RefSeq and is a predicted model, not a curated record.